GUUAUUGCGACGUAACUGCCGUGUUGCGUUAAAGUCACGCACGGCGCAGGACGCUCGGGUACGUGCCUGCAUGGGGCCGGACCGAGCUGGGUCUUGUAGGCGUCAGGAGCACACGGCGCUUUAUCUGCCGUUGUGCUUCUGUACUGUAUUUCGAGGCUUCGAUUGUAUUUCGAGGCUUCGAUUAACGGCCUGUGUGUUAGGCCGUUCGAACAAUUGUAUUACUGUAUUUCGAGACUUCGAUUGUAUUUCGAGGCUUCGAUUAACACUUCGAUUGUAUUUCGAGGCUUCGACCCCUACGACUGCGCGCCCGCGACCGCAGCCAGCUACCUGCAGGAGCUCACGGAGAGCGCUCGUCAGCGUGGUGUGGGGCCGCAGACCAUUGAACAGGCCAGCGCAGCUGUCACAGCCCACUUCAGCCUGGUCGGCCGCCCCUCCCCCAUGCAACACCCUCUGGCGGCGCUUCUCAGGGAGGCGGCGCGGCGCACUCUCGUGCCGCGCCGCCGCCAGCGGGAGCUACUCACGUUCGACGAGCUAGAAACAUUUGUGGCCUUCCACUUGCUGGACCCAGCAGCCCCCCCGUCGCUGGAGGUGCGCAUGCUGGUGACCGGCUGCGUGCUAGCCUUCACUGGCUUGCUGCGCUUCGACGACCUGUCUCGCGUGAUGGUCCACCAUGAACUGCUGCGCGUGGAGCCUGGCGCGGCGCUUGAAAUCCACUUAUGGCGCAGCAAAACGGACCAGCGCGCAGAUGGUGCCGAUGUAACCAUCGGCGCCACCGGCGGCCUCUCGUGCCCGGUCGCGCUGGUGGAGCAGCUCUUCGCCGCCGGCGCCUAUAACCGGUUCCCUGGCGAGGGCGAGGACGCCGGACCCCUGAUGCGCGCCGUCACCCCCGGCACCGAUGGCGCCCAGCGCCUGCAGCAGGUGACGGCGCCGCUCGCGUCUCCCAUCCCGGCCCUGCCGUACUCGUACGUGUACCCGCGCGUUACGGAGCUGCUGCGCGCCGCCGGCAUCACAAAGAAGGUUGGUACGCACUCGUUCCGCGCGAGCGGCGCCACUGCCGCUGUCGAGGGUGGAGCCGACCGCACCUUGGUUCGCAAGACCGGCCGCUGGGCCGAACACUCCAAGGUGUUCGAGAAGCGCUAUGUAAAGGAGAGCGCCGCCACCAUGGCUGCCGUCACCCGCGCCAUGACCUUCCGUCGUUGAGAACUACUACCAAACUCUGGCAGCACUUUCGGCCACUAGUGCAACCUCAACACGGGCGGGCUUGGGCGGGCACGGCGGACUUGGUGGGGUUAUCGGGAACUGUGCGGCCCGAGCUAGGAGGCCGUAGUAUGAAGGCCGCUGCGGGCCGCAAGUGAGUACGAGGCUGCUUAAGGAAGGCAUGAGUGGAGGCCAUUGUCGGUUUUGAGAGAUUGGGAUUGUCGUUUGGGGCCGUGGCGGUUUGUAACGCUACACGGCA
Messenger RNA from Chlamydomonas reinhardtii, 1456 nucleotides. RefSeq lists its product as uncharacterized. The transcript has a single exon. Lineage: Eukaryota; Viridiplantae; Chlorophyta; Chlorophyceae; Chlamydomonadales; Chlamydomonadaceae. The record is from RefSeq and is a predicted model, not a curated record. Gene Ontology annotation, molecular function: DNA binding. Gene Ontology annotation, biological process: DNA recombination; DNA integration. Bases 439 to 1200 code for a protein of 253 amino acids.